Messenger RNA from Nymphaea colorata (pocket water lily), 2995 nucleotides. RefSeq names its product phosphatidylinositol-3-phosphatase SAC1. Gene Ontology annotation, cellular component: intracellular membrane-bounded organelle. The transcript has 16 exons. Gene Ontology annotation, biological process: phosphatidylinositol dephosphorylation. The record is from RefSeq and is a predicted model, not a curated record. NCBI's taxonomy places the organism in Eukaryota, Viridiplantae, Streptophyta, Magnoliopsida, Nymphaeales, Nymphaeaceae. Bases 75 to 2789 code for a protein of 904 amino acids. Gene Ontology annotation, molecular function: phosphatidylinositol-3,5-bisphosphate 5-phosphatase activity.
GUCAAAGGCCGGACGUUGUACGCCAUUUUCUUGCCCGUCAGCGUCAACGGGAAGUCUUAGUUUCCGGUGGCCGGAUGGCGAAGCCGGAGAAUUCGACGCACAAUUCGUCGGCCCUCCCUUCCUAUCUGCCAUUCGCUAGCAAAAGCACUCAGUCAAGCGACUCCGAUGUCGACCCAAACAGCUGUUCGCUCGAGAAAUUCAGGCUUUACGAGACGAGAGCGAGGUUCUAUCUAAUAGGAAGCGAUCGUCUCAAAAUGUUCUUCCGCGUGCUCAAGAUCGACAGGUCUGAGCCGUCCGAGCUGAACGUUAGUGAAGAUCCUGUUGUGUAUUCGCCUUUAGAAAUCAAGAAUUUGCUUCAGCGUAUUAGCGAAGGGAACCGUGCGACUGGAGGCCUCACUUUCGUUGCAAAAGUCUAUGGAAUCGCAGGUUGCAUAAAAUUUUUGGAGUCAUAUUAUCUUAUCUUAGUGACAAAGCGAAGACAGAUAGGAUGUGUCUGCGGGCAUGCCAUAUAUAGCAUUGAGGAAAGCCAGUUAAUCACAGUACCACAUUCAUCUAUACAGACUGAUAUGGCACACUCCAAGACUGAACUCAGGUACAAGAAGCUUUUUUCCAGCGUUGACCUGACCAAAGAUUUCUUUUAUAGUUAUACAUAUCCUAUCAUGCGAAGCUUGCAAAAAAAUGUGCUGGCAAUUGGGGAGGAAGGGAUGCCAUAUGACAACAUUUUUGUUUGGAAUGCAUAUCUUACAAAAGCAAUUCGAGACCAGUGUAAAAGUACACGUUGGACAAUUGCCUUGGUUCAUGGGCACUUCAAGCAGGUCAGACUAUCAAUAUUUGGGAGGGAGUUUGCUGUAUGUCUCAUCUCUCGACGUUCCCGUCAUUUUGCAGGAACAAGAUACUUGAAGAGAGGAGUUAAUGAUAGAGGCCGUGUGGCAAAUGAUGUUGAAACAGAACAGAUAGUCCUUGAUGAGGAGGCUGGGUCUUUCAAGGGAAAAAUGAGUUCAGUGGUUCAGAUGCGAGGUUCAAUUCCUCUAUUCUGGUCGCAGGAGACUUCUAGGUUCAGCCCCAAGCCUGAUAUAAUCUUGCAGCGAUAUGAUCCAACAUACCAAGCGACAAAGUUGCAUUUUGAAGACCUUGCUUGCAGAUAUGGGAAUCCGAUCAUUGUGCUGAACUUAAUUAAGACAGUUGAGAAACGGCCCAGAGAAAUGAUGUUGAGGCGUGAAUUUGCAAGUGCUGUUGGAUAUCUAAACCAGAUCCUUCCAGAAGACAAGCAUCUGAAGUUUAUUCACUGGGACUUCCAUAAAUUUGCUAAGAGCAAGUCGGCCAAUGUGUUGGCAGUUUUGGGUGCUGUAGCAAGUGAAGCACUUGAUUUGACUGGAUUUUACUACAGUGGAAAGCGCACUGUACCUAAAAAGAGAAUGAAUCAACUGAGUCGGACAAGUACAAGAACAAACUCUGUUGAGCUGGCAAAAAUUGGAGGUGUGACUGACUAUUUAAACUCAAUGUCAAAUCGAGACAGAGAGAAUGAAGCUGAUCAACAGCAAAAGAGCACUAAGGAUACAGGCUCAGAACCUCGUUUCCAGAAUGGUGUGUUGCGUACAAAUUGCAUUGACUGCUUGGAUCGUACAAAUGUUGCUCAGUAUGCCUAUGGAUUGGCAGCUUUAGGCCGUCAAUUACAUGCAAUGGGUUUGUCAGAUGUGCCUAAAGUGGAUCCAGAUAGUAGCAUUUCUGAAGCACUUACAGAUAUGUAUCAGAGUAUGGGUGAUGCUCUUGCACUUCAAUAUGGAGGCUCUGCUGCACAUAAUACUGUUUUGACUGAAAGGCAAGGAAAGUGGAAAGCUACAACUCAGUCACGCGAGUUCCUAAAAUCAAUAAAACGCUACUAUAGCAAUACUUACACGGAUGGUGAAAAGCAAGACGCAAUGAACUUGUUUUUGGGGUACUUCCAACCUCAAGAGGGAAAGCCAGCUUUAUGGGAGUUGGACUCAGAUUAUUAUCUUCAUGUAUCUGGGAUGGGCGAGGAGUCAGCCCAGUAUAACAGCUUAUCGCCAGAUGCUAUGUCUAUCAUAGGAGCCGGAACUAAUCUGUACCCUGUUCCAGCUUGUAGAGAAGAUUUCUCCAGAAUGAAAUUAACAUCAUUUGACAAAUUGAUUGAAAGAACCUGCAGUUCAAUAAAGAAUGUGCGGCUUUCCCGUGAACCUGAUGUUAAAGUUGCUUCAAGCAUUUCCGGAAUGGCUCCUGAUGCAGCUGAGAUUCAGCUGAAGAGUCCCAACUGGCUGUUUGGUCAAAGAAAGUAUGGGGACAACUCCAGUGUUUCAAAAUUUUCGUCACAGGACAGCACAGCCAUGAAAUCUCAAGAGGACAUGAGUGCAGAUAAUUUCUGUGAAUUAAGUUGGCUUUUCUCUGGUGAUGUGUGUGAGGAGGAUAUCUUCCAGAGGUACCUUGCAAUGACUUCUGGCGGCAACAGCAAUAGUUUGUACGAUGGAAACCUUCUGUUUGACCAAGAUGAAAGUAGUGAAAUAUACUUGCAUUAUGCAGAACUAUGUCAGGGCCCUGCUCUGGAGCCAUUCCAGCACGAGCCAGAGAAGGAGAAACACUACGCAGAAGUCUUGCAGCUGCCAAUAAUGGAAGGAGCAGAUGACAAUAAUGUUGCGUUAGAGAUGGAAGCAGCAUUAAGGGAGUAUGAGCAUAUAGGAUCAGACCUUGGGAUCACUGCCACCUGCAAAUUUUCUGCGGCAGACCCAAGCAGAUUAACCAGAUGGAUAAUCGGGGAGGAGGGCAGAAAGGUAUAAUUCUUUUUCAUUUUCAGCACUUUCUUUUGUAAAGCGAGCAUAUGUAAAAUCUAUUGAGCACUGUAUAGUCCAAAUUUUACCUUGAAAAUCUUGGUUUUCUUCUGUGUAAUAGUUUCAUGUCUGAUGGGAUCAAUAUUUAAUGAUUCCUGGACAAUUCAGAUCAGUAUGAUUCUAUGAUGGGUGUAUGGGUUAUAAGUCUUUUCUUA